Molecule: messenger RNA, 1044 nt
Organism: Haemonchus placei
Lineage: Eukaryota; Metazoa; Nematoda; Chromadorea; Rhabditida; Trichostrongylidae
Source: the annotation of a GenBank genome assembly
AUGGAUUCCGUUGUGAUCCCCGUGAAGAAUGGCAUGCCUUACGUUGAAGAUUGCUUGGGCUCCCUCCUGAACCAGACAUUCGAAGGGACAUGGGAGGUAUGCGUGUAUGAUGACGGAAGUACCGAUGCAACGGUUGCCUGUAUUGAAAAAUUCGUUCCUAAAUUUGCUGCCCGAGGUGUACACCUUAAGAUCAGGAGCCGCUCAGAAAGUGGAGGAGUCGGUUAUGCGAAGAAUCGAGCUGUUGAAAUGGGCUGUGGUCGUUAUAUUUGUUUUUGCGACGCUGAUGACUUGUCACAUCCCUUGCGAAUCCAAGCACAAUACGACCUGGCUCGUUCUUGCGUGGACAGUUCAUCAGUCUUCAUAGGAAGCAAUUUUUGCCGAUUACCGCAAGGAUCAACAGAUCGGUAUACAAACUGGGCUAACGGCUUGUCUAAUGAUCAGCUAAGAUGUCAAGUUUUCACCUCUCACGGUCCUACCCUGAUCGCUCCGACGUGGUUUAUUUCUCGUGAUCUCUACGACCAAUUGCGCUGCUUCAAGGAAGACGUACGUACUGGCUACCCGGAGGACCUUGAAUUUUUCUAUCGAGCUCUUGAUUUACAAAACGUUACUUUCUCAAAAGUUGAAAAGAUUUUGGUCACUUAUCGUUACCAUGGAGGCUGUGCUUCUUUGGGUGUGCCUGAGAAUGCCAUUUGGAAGAUGCGUAUUGAUCGCUUCUGCUAUAAGUUCCUUCCGUUAUGGAAAACGUUCACGAUUUGGAAUGCUGGCAAGCAGGGGAAACGAUUUUUCAAAUCAUUAUCGGAAGAAUGCAAAGCACGUGUGGUGUCGUUCUGCGACGUCGAUGAGAAGAAGAUAAAUCGUGGAGUAUUUGAGGAAUACGAUGAGGCAGCUCGUGUGGUACGAUGGAGGAUACCGAUUGUGCACGUCAGGGACGCCCGGCCUCCAGUAGUGAUCUGCGUUAAAUUGGAUAUGACAGGAGGUGAUCUCGAACGGCUGGUAGCUGAAUCGGGUUGGAUUGAAGGGCGCGACUUCGUUCACUUCAGCUAA